Lymnaea stagnalis (great pond snail) is the source of this 4755-nucleotide messenger RNA. The record is from the annotation of a GenBank genome assembly. Lineage: Eukaryota; Metazoa; Mollusca; Gastropoda; Lymnaeidae.
GUUGAAUGUUUUACAAAUGGCGUCGAAGUCGCAUACUCUUGAUAGCCGCGCAGAACUGAAUGAGCUUGUACGCAGACGAUCGGAAAUCGCUGUAAGUUGGUCAACAUCUUUCCGAUUUAUCGUAAAAUUAUUGGAAUCAUGGCAUAAGUUGUUUAAUCUUGAAUAUUAACGUCAUAUUUUGAGAUAGUAUAAUCAGGCUCAUAAUACAGGCUUACUUUGGACCAUAAUUUGACUGGAUACUUUUCUGAAUUUCCAUUUUGUGUUACUUUUGGGGUAUUUAUACUUUACACUCUUUUAAUAAAAUUAAAAUUUGGAUUUUAUAUAUAUAUAUUUUUUAUAAAAGAGAGUUAAUUAUAAUAAUUAAUCUUACUGCUAUUAAAAUUGGUAUUUUUAUAGGGCCCACAUUUUAACAUUAUUUAUAUUAUUAUUAUUGAUUAUUGUGAUUAUAUUAAUUUAUAUUAAUUUCAGUUUCUGUUGGUGUUAGCAUUAGUAGUGUCAGUAACUCAAGUAACUUAGUAACUGUACUUUACUAGCGUUUUAUAAUGUAUUUAGAUACUUUUGUCAAAAAUUUAAACAUUUUGUAAAAAUAAACCAAUGGCAUAGUUGAAUAGAGCUAAUUUUUUUACAGAAUUAUAACACCUAAAUCAUAUUUUUAGCUGUUGUAGUUUUAAAGUUAUGAAUUUUUAAAGUACGACUUGGUUUGUCCUUUUUUAACAUGGACUCCAUCUCCACUUUCUGUGACCUCAUUCCGCUGAUCGCGUCAUGCCCAAUGACUAUAUAGUUUAUAUAAGGCAACACAUCUAAGGCUUUAAUUAAUUAAAGCUUUCCCUGACCAAUGGUUUAAUAUUUUUUGUACACGGCAAAUUUUUAUGAAUGGAACUCUGAGAUAGUACUACGAUAUAGCCGUUAUGCAAGUGGCUAUGGUUGCCAAUGACAACGUGUUGCACACGGAAAAUUCUGAUCAUUUAUGAUUAUGGACUCUACAGGGUUUUUAAAGCUCAAAUUAAAACAUUCCAGUUUAAAUGUCUUCAAAAUGCAUUCUGAAACACAAGUUAUCAAAUAUUUUGAUGUAUAUGGUGGUAAUAAUUAAAUAUUUCCUAAGUAUCGGCAACUUCCGCCAUUAAAAAGGGGACGUGGCCCACGCCAUGUCGAAUAUGGUAAUGCAGGUUACUUGGACAUGCGUAGCGAACGUUGGAACGACCUACAUCAAUGAGAAUUUGCAUACAUACACAUCAAUAUCUUGUGUUUAUCAGAAUUAAAUAUGAAAAUUAAAAUUACAUGCAUAUAAAAAAAUUAAAAACUCGGAUUCUAUUGCGCCGACGACCAUUUCCGAUACAAAUUUUCUGGGAGUGUCUCUUGCUUCGACGAAGUAUCUACUGUAUUGCACACUGUAACCCCAUUGUGGGUAUACCAAAUGAAUUAUGAAUUGGCCCAUAAAACAUUGGUUUAAAAUGUUAAACCAGGUAUAGUUGAAUAGUUGGAAAGUAGAAGAGUUCUUACUUUUUAUUGAAAUGAAAUAAAUAAGAAAUAUGAAAUUUUGGGGAAUUUUUUAAAUACUUAAAAUGUUUGGUUCAGCCUUCAACGUCAAAUGUUUCAAACAAUACUAAUGAAAGUGAUAGCAUUUGAAGUGAAAGUGAUAAUAAUCGUGAUAUUGAAAAUGAGAGUUGUGACGAUAGUGAUAGUAAUAGUGAAGCAUCUGCAAAAGAGUCUCUUCCCUGGAGUGCUACUCUAACUACUCUUGAUCCAGUGGAAAUUGACAUCAAGAGUUGUGCUUAAAUUUAAUUUUUAAAAUCUCAAUAUUGAAUGUAUUCAUCUAAUGUAAGAAUAUACCAUGCCCCAACAUCAAAGCUAAUGUCCCAUUUUAAUUUUCUUAUGGACAUUUCCCGUAGCCUUAUGAAAGGGUCUAAAAAAAAGAAGAAGACAUGUGGAAGUGCAUGCUGCUGGUGGUUUGACUGUUUCAGGAACUUCUUUGGAGCAUCCCAGGAUUCUGCUCCCAGGUUGUAAAAACUAAGUUUCCAGUAUCAGCAGUAAAACAUUGGCACUGAGUCAAACAAAAGUGUGUUUGGAUUUUUUUGUGUAAUAUACACCUUUAUGAUGAGUUUAGCUCAUUUCCGUCAAAACUAAACUGAGGAACUGGUUUAAUAAUAAAAGCAAAGAAAUUAUCCUGUAAAAUAGAAUUUUUAACAUAAUUUUUUUAGUAUGUGUGUAGCUAUAUAACACACCCAUACACAUUUGGUAUCAUCUGGAUGAAUUUUUAACAUAUUUUUCAACUUUUAUAAUUUUUUUACAUAUGUAACUUAUUUAAUACACCCAUACAUAUUUAGUAUCAUCUGAUAGAUAAUUCUAAUCUUGGUGAGAUGCAUUUAAUUUUGUAAAAGAACUUAAUUAGUUAUUUACAGUUCUUUCCCUUACCUUGGGUUAAUAAUAUGGAUGUUUUACGGUCAAGGCAAUGGGAAGUUAAUGGUUAAGAAAUGACCUCUUAAAUCCACAGGUGGUGCAAUGCUUUCAGGAGCUGAUGUCUGAAAAACUUGAUGUUACUUUUUAAGAAAUGUUGCUGUUUCGAAAGGGCUAAUUAACUAAGAAAAUUGUUUAAUAUAAUGUUUACUACUAAUAACUAAAGGCUGUUAAUCUGGAGCUGAUUGUGGUUGCAAUGUUUACUAUACUAGAAAAUAUAGAUAGGCAGUAUUUUUUUUUAGUGACUUUUCUUUUUAAUAAUAUUUUUUAAAAUUAAAAUUUACUUCAAUAAUUGAUAAGUACUUUUCCUAAAAUAGCUGUAAAGAAUAAACACUUCAGAUUUGAAGUGUUAUUGGAAUAUGAUAUUACUAGUAUCCAGUAAUUGCAAGUACUUAAUAUUAUAAGUAUUUCUUUUUGGUGGUGUUAAGCCUAGUAUCAUUUUACUCAUAAUGGCAGUAAUUAACAGCAAUAAAAAUGAUAAAAUGUUAUUACUUAAAUUAGGGCCUAACACUAAUCAUUUUCUUUUACCAGGACACACUUCAUAAUUUAGAAAGACAAAUCUAUGCAUUUGAAGGCAGCUAUUUAGAGGAUACUCAAUUGUAUGGAAACAUCAUCAAGGGAUGGGACAGAUACCUCACGAAUACAAAGUUAGUAUUAUUAUAUUUUUUAUUUCAAAUAUUGCAUAAACAUACUUAUCUGUUUGAAUAGCCAUAUUUUUGUUUCUCAUUUUACCGGUAUUAGUAUUAGCUUAUUGACAUUGAUGGAGUAAUGUUGAAAUUUUUUUAAAAUUCAUACUUGGGAGCAAUGCUAUCUCUUUCUUUCAUACUUUUAGAAAUACUAAUAGCAAGGCAGAUAAACGUAACAGAAAAUUCAAAGAAGCAGAUAGAUUAUUCUCCAAGUCGUCGGUGACGUCAGCAGCAGUAAGCUUCGUACUUAAUUCAACAUACUAUUAAUUAUAAAAUAUCUGAAAAGUAUUUAUAUUUAUGUUUAAUCAGUUUUUUUAUAUGCUGUAUUUUGUUAAUUGUGAGUGUGUUAUAAGUACCCUAUGAUUUUUAAAAAAAAUAUUUUGGUAUCCUAAUUUACAAGCUAGUGGGUUUAUAUUAUAUUAUAUAAAUACAUGUGUGCAUUAUUAGAUGUGGGAUUAUAUUUUUUUUCUACUUCUUCUACAGGCAGUAGCUGGUGUUGCUGAGAAUGAAAAAAGUAUGUUGCAUUUUUUAAAUGUUUCUUCACAUUCUUUUAAACACUUCUUUAUCAUUGUGCAACAUUUUUUAAGCAGCAUUUCCCAUCUGUUGCUUACAAACAGAGAAGAGAUAAAAACUUGUUUUUUUGGAUCUGGCAACUUGGAUUUUAUAUUUUUGCCAUCUUAGAAAUAAAAUUAUAUAAACAAUAUUAGACAAACAUGGGGACUGACAUGUGAUAUAAAAAAUGUUUGUUAAACAUGUGAUGAAUAAAAGGAAAUUUAAUUUAAUUAUUCUGAGUUCUGAUGUAACUACUUUUCAUUUGCUUUUGAAGGAGAGCCUGCGAGCCCCGAAUCUAAUACAACAACACCAGCUGUACAAACUAAUGGGGCAAGUUCUCCAACUGGCAGUACGGCAAGCAGUGGCAAUAUCCCAGCAAAUACAGCAUCUACCGGCAAAGUCAUGAAAUCUGCGUCCAAACACAAAAAGUCAGCUAAAAGUAAAGCAAGAAGCAGGUGAGGAAAGCUUGUUUUUGAUAAGUUAUUCAAAAAAUUAUGAUGUAAAUUUUUGUUUUAAAGUACCGUUACCAAAAUCUUUGCCUAACUGUAUAAAGGGUGUUUCGACUCAAAAAAUACCAGCAUUUCAGUUCUGGAUCAGUAUUUAACAAAUUUUCAUUUCUGAACAUUAUUUUUCAACGGCUUUUUGAAAGGUCUUAAACUACCAGUUACUGCAAGGUUUGCAUGAGGACAAUUCAAUGGCUUACAUUGGCAAAUUUUAAGAUAGUUAAGCACUGUGCCUCUUUACAAAAUGUAUAGCAAAACUAUUUGUGUGCCACAUGUUUUAUAACCUAGGGCUAGUUUUUUACUUUUUAUGACAAAAGAAUGCAAUACAUUUAAAUUUGUUUGCAUUUUGUAUAUAUUUUAUGAAUCUCAAAUUUGCCCCUGAUUCGACUAUCAGUUCUUGGUCGAUUAUUAUGUUAUUGUAAAGAAUGCAGAAAAUUGUGGCGAUUAAAAACAUCUGUUGGGAGUGUCUUAAUAAUGGCAAUCUCUGUGUACUUUUUUGUUCUACUAUCAGAUCUGAAGGUAAACAGAAAAAGGGCAAAGACUCCAACAGUUGUAAGUGA